AUGUGGAUUGGUAGAAAAGUGGAUGGAGGCCACAGGGCUGUCAUCUUUGAACAGGUUCAACGGCGUAUCAAGCAAGGAGUGGUGGGAGAGGGAAUCACACUUUUUUAUUACCCUGGGUUGCAGAGACCCCUCAUAUUUGAUGUUCGUCGAUCACGCCCAAGAAACGUUCCUGUCAUAACUGGAAGCAAAGACCUCCAAAACGUAAACAUUACCUUGAGAAUACUGUUCCGCCCAGUGCCCGAACAGUUACCGAAGAUAUACACAAUCCUGGGAGUUGACUACGAUGAGAGAGUCUUACCCUCCAUCACGACUGAAGUGUUAAAGGCAGUUGUGGCCCAGUUCGAUGCUGGAGAGCUGAUCACCCAAAGAGAGUCAGUGUCGCAACAAGUCAGUAAGAGUUUGGUCGACAGAGCUGCACAAUUCGGAGUGAUACUGGAUGAUAUUUCUAUUACUCACUUAACUUUUGGAAAGGAGUUCACUCAAGCUGUUGAGUUGAAACAGGUAGCACAGCAGGAGGCUGAGAGAGCGAAGUUUCUUGUUGAGAAGGCUGAACAACAGAAGAUAGCUGCUAUCAUCUCGGCAGAGGGAGAUGCAACAGCAGCCUCACUGCUAGCCAAGUCGUUCGGUGAUGCGGGUGAGGGGCUGGUGGAGCUCAGGCGGAUAGAAGCUGCCGAGGAUAUUGCAUACCAGCUGUCACGUUCACGCCAGGUGUCCUAUCUCCCGCCUGGCCAGAACGUGUUGCUUAAUCUUCCGGCCCAGUAGGGGCUUUCAGACUGACAGUUGUUGCGCAUUUCUUUUGUUACUUUAUAUUCUGUUAUCAUUGAUCUGUUCAUCCAAAUUCUAAUUUUCUUUGGAUUUCCUCCAGGAGUUCUUUAAAUUGAUUAAUUAGUUAAAAAUUUCCCGGUGCCAUUUUUUUCCACAUUCAUUCCCUUAAAAAUGUUUGUUGGGUUUUUUGAUAGUAUGUAUCUGAAUUAUUGUUAUUUGUAUUAAUUCCGGGUAGACUUUUGUAGUAUUAUUAAAAAAAAUACUAUUGUA
This is a messenger RNA of Homalodisca vitripennis (glassy-winged sharpshooter), 1035 nucleotides long. Its product is annotated as protein l(2)37Cc-like. NCBI's taxonomy places the organism in Eukaryota, Metazoa, Arthropoda, Insecta, Hemiptera, Cicadellidae. Gene Ontology annotation, biological process: mitochondrion organization. The record is from RefSeq and is a predicted model, not a curated record. Gene Ontology annotation, cellular component: membrane; mitochondrion.